AUGGCAGCCGCUGCCUUUGUGGACCACUUCGCCGCUGAGUGCCUCGUCUCCAUGUCUAGCCGCGCGGUCGUGCACGGACCACGGGAGGGACCAGAGUCCCAGCCCGAGGGCGCGGUCGGUACAGCCGCUUCCACGCUGCCCUGUGUCGAGGAGCGCCGCGACGGCAAGGACAGCUCCUCACUUUUUGUAGUGGCGCGGAUCCUGGCGGACCUCAAUCAGCAGGCGCCGGCGCCUGCUCCGGCUGAACGGAGAGAGGGGGCUGCAGCCCGUAAGGGGAAGACCCCCUGCCGCCUGUCGCCAGUGCCGCAGCCUGUGCCACCCACACUAGAGCCGGCCUCACCAAGUGGCAGAGGAGCGGCGGCCGCACCCCCUAGUCCCUCGUGGAGUGAGCCCGAGCCCGGGCUAGAGCCUGAGAUUAUAGAAAGCUGCGAGUCUGGCCUGAGACAAAGGGGCCGGAGAAGCCGAAGUCGCGCCGACCUCGAGUCCCCGCAGAGAAAGCACAAGUGCCACUACGCAGGUUGCGAGAAAGUUUAUGGGAAAUCCUCGCACCUCAAAGCACACCUGAGAACUCACACAGGUGAGAGGCCCUUCGCUUGCACCUGGCAGGACUGCAACAAGAAAUUUGCAAGAUCCGAUGAGUUGGCCCGGCACUUCCGCACGCACACGGGUGAGAAGAAGUUCAGCUGCCCCAUCUGUGAGAAGCGCUUCAUGCGUAGUGAUCACCUGACUAAGCACGCGCGCCGCCACGCCAACUUCCACCCAGGCAUGCUGCAGAGGCGCGCUGGGGGCUCUCGGACCGGCUCAGUCAGCGACUACAGCCGCUCCGAUGCCAGCAGCCCCACCAUCAGCCCAGCCAGCUCGCCCUGA
Molecule: messenger RNA, 867 nt
Organism: Elephantulus edwardii (Cape elephant shrew)
Lineage: Eukaryota; Metazoa; Chordata; Mammalia; Macroscelidea; Macroscelididae
Product: Krueppel-like factor 13-like
Exons: 2
Coding region: 1-867 (288 amino acids)
Biological process (GO): regulation of transcription by RNA polymerase II
Molecular function (GO): RNA polymerase II cis-regulatory region sequence-specific DNA binding; DNA-binding transcription factor activity, RNA polymerase II-specific
Source: RefSeq, a predicted model, not a curated record